This is a messenger RNA of Baudoinia panamericana UAMH 10762, 621 nucleotides long. RefSeq lists its product as uncharacterized. Lineage: Eukaryota; Fungi; Ascomycota; Dothideomycetes; Mycosphaerellales; Teratosphaeriaceae. The transcript has 2 exons. The record is from RefSeq and is a predicted model, not a curated record. Bases 1 to 621 code for a protein of 206 amino acids.
AUGGGCCAAUACGAAGACUUCUCCACCCUCACACGCCGUUCCCUCAAGCAUGCUCUGUCUGAAUCGUCCUGCUAUCUUAGUGGAGGACAGACGGAUGAACUGAUGCAAGCCUAUGAUUCGCUCUCAUGCUUUCCGGACGUCGAGCAAACGCUCGAAUCGCUCAAGACCGCACCGGAUCUUCGCGCUGUCGUCUUCUCAAACGGAACACAUGAGAUGGUAUCAAGCAGCGUGCAGAAUUCGCCGGAUCUGUCUCCGCAUGCCGACGUUUUCGACGACAUCAUCGUAGUGGAGGAAGUGCGGAAGUUCAAGCCAGCGCCUGAAGUCUAUAGCCGUCUGGCUAGGAAGGUAGGAAAGGAUCCACAAAGUGAAGAGCAGAUGAAGGAAAUUUGGCUGGUAUCUGGCAAUCCCUUCGAUGUCGUUGGUGCGAGAGCUGUGGGCAUGAAUGCCGUGUGGGUAGACAGAGCGGGAACUGGGUGGCAGGACUCGCUUGUUGAAGGCGAGAAGGGGAGGCCUACCGAGGUGGUGAAGAGUCUCGACCAGGUCGUUGCGACGGUGAUGAGCUCGCAGAGCGACAAGCUGACCGAGCAGUGGCGGGAGAUGCAUCGGGAGAGGAACACAUGA